Messenger RNA from Neomonachus schauinslandi (Hawaiian monk seal), 1121 nucleotides. RefSeq names its product calcium and integrin binding 1 (gene CIB1). The transcript has 6 exons. The record is from RefSeq and is a predicted model, not a curated record. Gene Ontology annotation, molecular function: calcium ion binding. The coding region runs from base 240 to 887 and encodes 215 amino acids. Lineage: Eukaryota; Metazoa; Chordata; Mammalia; Carnivora; Phocidae.
GCGUCCGGCCCCGCUCCGGGCCCCGCCUCCAGCUCGCCGCGGACAGCCCGGAGCGGGGAGCCGGCCGGCGGAACCGGGCCGGGAGCGCCUGAGCACUUUAAGGAGGGGGGCGGGCCCGGGGGCGGUGGCCCCAGGAGCGGUUGCCGCGGGGACGGGGCGGUGACGCGGUCCGAGGGCGGAAGUGAAAAAGUUGCCGGCGCCCCGAGGCAAGUUGGCGGAGCUGUGCGCGCGGCGCGACGAUGGGGGGCUCGGGCAGUCGCCUGAGCAAGGAGCUGUUGGCCGAGUACCAGGACUUGACGUUCCUGACCAAGCAGGAGAUCCUCCUAGCCCACAAGCGGUUUUGUGAGUUGCUCCCCCCAGAGCACCGGAGUGUGGAGGAGUCACUGCAGAUACGAGUGUCCUUGGAGCAGAUCCUCAGCCUUCCAGAGCUCAAGGCCAACCCCUUCAAGGAGCGAAUCUGCAGGGUCUUCUCCACAUCCCCAGCCAGGGACAGCCUGAGUUUCGAGGACUUCCUGGACCUCCUCAGCGUGUUCAGUGACACAGCGACUCCAGACAUCAAGUCCCACUAUGCCUUCCGCAUCUUCGACUUUGAUGAUGAUGGAACCUUGAACCGGGAAGACCUGAGUCACCUCGUGAACUGCCUCACAGGACAGGGUGAGGACACUCGUCUUAGUGCUUCAGAGAUGAAACAGCUCAUUGACAACGUGAGUAGCCGGGCCGGGCCAGGGAGUCAGAGGGAAGGGCUGGGACUAGGUCUGAAGCUCUCCCUUCCCCAGAUCCUGGAAGAGUCCGACAUUGAUAGGGAUGGCACCAUCAACCUCUCAGAGUUUCAGCACGUCAUCUCCCGUUCACCGGACUUCGCCAGCUCCUUUAAGAUCGUCCUGUGACAGGAGCCAUGGCAUGUGUCCCAGCGAGCACCCCGUCAGAGAGCCUUUCCACUGCUGAGCUGUGGCCGAGGCCAUGCCUGUGUUGCCAGGGCCGGCCAAGCUGGCCUAGCCCAGAGCUGGCACCGUGUGGUCCUGCUCCAGGCAGGGAAGGCCCCUCCAGACCAGGGCCUCUCUCCUGUCAUUGUCAUCGCUCUGUUUGUGUUCUACUGAUCUAUAAUAAAGGUUUAGACGUUU